AUGAAGGAGGAUGUGGGUUGCGCAUGCGUAUUCCAGAUGAAUGUGUUCCCCCAGUCCACAUUCCCUAUGUUUCCUUUGAUGAAGAGUUUUGACCCAGCACAGUCUCUUCUCCGGCCGGUCGGUCUUCAAUCCCAAGGGUCACAGACAAAAUGUCACCAACCAAAGACAUCGUCAAGUUCACAUUUUCCCAGUAUCCUUGCACCCUAUUGUGACCCGAUGUUAAACCUACGUCGUCCCUCUACGAUCGGCGGCAGCAAACCGAAGGUAGCGACCCCUAGCGUGGUAUCAAAGAUCGAACAAUACAAACAAGAGAAUCCCACUAUCUUCGCCUGGGAAAUUCGAGAUAAACUUCUAGCGUCAGGAAUUUGUACCCAGUGUAACCUCCCAAGUGUCAGUUCUAUCAACCGGAUAUUACGUAACCGGGCAGCAGAACGAGCGGCCAUGGAGUAUGCCCGUUUUGUCAGUAGAUCACUAUAUCCGGUUCCGUAUCCUCCGAUGUGGAGUAUACCAACCCAGACGAUUGAGACCCCACCACGAGUUCCGGUAAUCCAGACACAAUCCGAAGAGGACACCAGCGACAUUGACCCUGAGAAAGAUGACCCCGAUAUCGACGUUGAGGACAAUUCGUCGGAUCACGCAGACGACCCCGAUGAUGUGAACUCCCAGCCACAAAAGUUGCGUCGUAACCGAACGACGUUUUCGUCGGAACAAUUGGACAUCCUCGAACGGGAGUUUCAGAAAACACACUACCCUGGUGUAACGACACGUGAAGAUCUGGCUAAGAAAACAGGUCUUUCCGAGGCCAGAGUACAGGUUUGGUUUUCGAAUAGAAGAGCCAAAUGGAGGAGAAGCCAGCGUUUGACCUUCCUACAAAAUACCACACGUGCUUUGCUGACGUCAUAUCACCCUUUGAAUCUCACAACGUCAUCUAGAGUAACAAAGACAGUCUCGGCAGAUUCCUUCCAAACUCUACAUAAACCAGAAACGGAGGAUCAGGACUCCAACAAGAAGUCUCCUAUCGUUAAUAUUGGAAGUGAAGACUCUGCUUUCACGCGGGUGCCUAGCGCGGGAAUCUGUGCUGUUACUAAAAGUGAUUCAGACACAGAAAUCGAAGUUUAA
Messenger RNA from Ylistrum balloti, 1119 nucleotides. RefSeq names its product paired box protein Pax-6-like. NCBI's taxonomy places the organism in Eukaryota, Metazoa, Mollusca, Bivalvia, Pectinida, Pectinidae. Gene Ontology annotation, biological process: regulation of transcription by RNA polymerase II; anatomical structure development. The coding region runs from base 1 to 1119 and encodes 372 amino acids. The transcript has 6 exons. Gene Ontology annotation, molecular function: DNA-binding transcription factor activity, RNA polymerase II-specific; RNA polymerase II cis-regulatory region sequence-specific DNA binding. The record is from RefSeq and is a predicted model, not a curated record.